CGCGGACAGCCGGACACCAAUCUAUUCCUGGGCCCAUUUCUACGGCCCAUUGGAAAGCCCACGAGAUCCAAAGGCCCAAAUCUUUUUCGCUCCUGCGCGCCAAGCUUUUCAGGCGAAAUUUUCAUGGCGCCAUUGCGUCCAAAAUUUCCCCUUCUCUCCGAUCCCCAAUCCCCACGACGGCGAUGGAGGAGGCCGGCGACGAGGAGGGAGAGCAGGGGCUUCGCCUCGGGGGAGUGGGGGACGGCGCCGACGGCGAGGAGGAGGUGGCUCGAGGAGUGGUGGCGCCGCAGGUGCUCGAGCUGAGCUCGUCCAGCUCGGGCGAGGAGGGGGGCUCUUGGGAGGAGGAGGAGAGCCAGGGAUCUGUCGAGGUGACGAGAGGCGGGGGUGGAGAUCGCGAGGCUAGGGUUUCCGAGAGCCGGGACAGCGCGGAGGUGAACGGCGGCGAGGCGGAGAGCCAGUCCCUUCCCGGCUGCCCCAUUUGCAUGAACGCGUGGACCGCGGAUGGCGCGCAUCGCGUAAGUUGCAUUCCUUGUGGGCAUGUCUAUGGCAGAUCUUGCUUAGAGAGAUGGUUACUGCAGUGUCGGAAGAAACCUGCGACAUGUCCCCAAUGUGGUAGGAGGUUUAAACUAAAUAACAUUAUCAACCUCUAUGCACCAGAGAUUUCUGUUCCAAAUAAUGAUCUUGAAAAGCAAGUAUUGUCAUUGAGGGAGAAAAAUGAAUCUCUUGAGAAGCAAAAUCAAGAAUUGGUCCAGGAGAUAAAUGAGCACAAGAGGCAGAUUAUACUGCAGCAAAAUUUCAUAAAUGAAUCAAGCUUAAAGAGAAAGAAAAUGGCAGAUCAAUCAUCACAUGGAACAACAGAUGCAGAUUCAGUAGCAUCUCUUACAGCAGAUGAUGGUCAUAGCAGUCCUUGCAGUUUUGUUCUCCAGAACGAGUUUUUCCUUGAUGGAGCUCGAGUCAUGGGCAUAGAUGCAUCGAGCCAGAUUAUACUCACUUCUGGCAGGGCACCUGGAAUUGGUGCUGAACAUGUCCUCACAAAGCUCAGCAUGUCUAGACAGGGAUUGCAGAAAAUCCACCUUCCAUCUGAUACUAAAGCUAUCAGGGAUAUCUGUAUACUGCCUGGGGGUCAUGUUGUUUUUGCAUCACUAGGCAAGAAGUUGUCACUUUUAAGCAUGACAACUGAAAGUGUCGUCCUUCAUUAUGAUCUACCGGCUCCUGGCUGGUCCUGUUCAGGCGAUCAAAAUAGUCCGAAUCACAUAUAUGCUGGACUACAGAAUGGCAUGCUGUUGACCUUUGAUAUUCGCCAAACUGUUGCACCGUUGCAUUCCAUGAUGGGUCUAUCUACACACCCUGUUCAUACGAUCCACUCUGUUGUAGAUGGCGGUGGUUCCAGGAAGGUCAUUUCUGCAUCUUCCAUAGGACCCUGCAUCUGGGAUGUUGACGGGAGCAGAAACAGGCCAGAUUUGCUAAAUGGAAUGGAAAACCACGGAGUCUGCAUCUCUCUUGCGUGCAAUCCUCCAUCAAGUGAUCUCCUAGUGGCUUCCUUCCGGCCAAAAGUUGAGCUGUCCGACGACGGCACAUCUCAAGCCGGCAAAUCACAGUCACCGACACCCUCUGCAUCAGGGAAGCUAGGCUGCCAUGCACUCAUAAGGAGGACGAGCAACACGUCCUUCGCCAGAGACCAAAUCUGCAGAGGCAAUGUGAGUGGAUUGCGAAUGUCCAAAUCCGCAAUCAUACCCUUCACCGGAAGAAGCAAUCAGCAACAUCUCUUCGCCUAUGGCGACGAGUCGCUGCGCGGAGUCCGGACAUGGCGGCUGCCUUCACUCCAGACGUUUGCUGAUCUCAGGCCACACCGGCAACCGAUCCUUGAUCUGAGGUUUGCAGAGAGCUCGUCGACAGGGGAAAGGUACCUUGGAUGCUUGAGCGAGGACAGGCUGCAGGUUUUCAGAGUAAGGUAGCCCGUAGCAACAACAUCAGAGACAGUCAUUUGACUUCAGUUCAUUGUCUCUGUCUGUUAGCAGCUGUUCCCUUUGCUGCUGUGUUAUACUAUAGUAUAACACAUCAGCACUUUGGUUAGGUUUGUUGUACAAGCACAAGCAAGUCUUGCAAUCUUUCUCUGUACAGUACUGAUCUCUAGAGCAGAUGUCUAGUGCAUAACAUCAUGUGUGAUUUGUUUUGGGUGAUAAAACCAUGUAUUAAUUUUGUACUAGUAUCAUGAGUGGUUGAAUCUGCCACAAAAAUCAAAGGUACAGUUGGGUAGUGAUAUGUCAUACCAUUGAUGCUCAGGGCACUGAUAUUUUGUCCAGUUCUUAUCAAA
Oryza sativa Japonica Group (Japanese rice) is the source of this 2314-nucleotide messenger RNA. RefSeq lists its product as uncharacterized. Gene Ontology annotation, biological process: protein ubiquitination; interstrand cross-link repair. The record is from RefSeq and is a predicted model, not a curated record. Gene Ontology annotation, molecular function: ubiquitin-protein transferase activity; protein binding. Lineage: Eukaryota; Viridiplantae; Streptophyta; Magnoliopsida; Poales; Poaceae. Gene Ontology annotation, cellular component: nucleus.